UAACGGCUAAACAUAUUCACAGAGUUGCAAAAUAAAUUGCGUGGAUCAAUAAACUGAGUCAAUUCAUUUUCUUCCUCAGGUGUUGGCAACUUCGCUGAAAAAUAAUUACAAAAUAUACAUUAUACCCGUGGAGAAAAAUGCCUAUUGCCGUAAACUUAAACUUAAGGAAAUUCGUUUUGCUCUGUGUUUUAAGCCGUGAACACGAAAAAAGAAAAAUAAAUAAAUAAAACUGACCGAAAAUGGGUAACCUUUUUUUACCAAGAGGAAUUGAAGACUUGACAUGAGGUUGGGCUGGCGAAAGUACAUUUAAAGUUGCCGUGAUAGAUAAGUGUCUCGUUUUAAAAGGAAAGAAAAACACCUGUCGUCCAAAAUAAACAUUUGAUCGUUUUAUGCACAGUUUAGCGCUGAUUACACAAGAUGCGACCUUCUCUAUUAAUACGUCAUGUUUUCGCUUUUACACAGUGGGCGAGUUAUUCGGUGUAACUAACCUAACCAAUGAGCGACGGAGAUUCCUUAUCAGCAGUAAACGGACGAGUAUCUCAAAGAUCUAAGGACUGAUCGUGGUUAAUCAAAGCUUUAGAAACGGUGAGAAAAUGUACGAUACGUGUUGCCCGCCUAGCAGAAUUCAGCUUCACGCACUAAACAAACGACAAUGAACGGAAGCUUGCGAGUGCCUAAACGCACGCCAGACCGCUGCAGACGAUUCCAAGGCAUUCCACGCGACAAUCUGCAGUUACACCAGAGUCCCGGUCGUAUUCGGCGAAGACGAGUUCGUAUCAACGUAAGAGGCUUUCAAUUUGAAACGUUUCAAGCGACGUUGGAGCAAUUUCCAGAGACAAUGCUUGGAUGCCCAGCAAGACGAACAGAGUUCUAUGAUCCCGUGAGUGACCAGUAUUGCUUGGAUCGCGAUCCUGCCGCAUUCGACUUCAUCUUGUUUUUUUAUCAGUCAAAUGGCAUCCUUGCUCGACCUGAGACCAUUUCAAAGAACGCCUUCAGUGAGGAGCUCAAAUUCUUUGGAAUAACAGAACAAGACGAGGCGGAUGGUGGAAAAAGUGCUAAGGAUGUCCCCGAGACAUCCACAUCCAGUGAGAAUCAUGAGCUCUUAGCUGUGGAAAUCGCGCCGCCCGAAGAUGACCCACACUGCAACCAUCGUGCAAAAAAUCUGCGUACUAAAUGUUGGCUGAUGAUGGAAUACCCUCGAUCGAGCUUAGCGGGUAAGAUCUGGGGAAGAAUCUCCAUUACUAUUAUCCUAUUGUCGGUUUUUGCCUUUUGUUUGGAGACAAUGCCGGAGUUGAACUGUCCUAAAGAUAUAAUAAACACAACCAGCCUAGUGAAAAAUCAGUCAACACUCCAUAAAUCACCGGAACCAAUUAACAACGGGAGCUAUCAAAUGACAACAGGAACGUUCGUGACUAAUUUACAACAAUGUUCCUCAGCACGAACAUGGUUUGUGGUAGAAACGACUAUAGUUAUAUUUUUUCUGAUGGAAUAUCUGAUACGACUUUUCACCGCGCCGAGCAAAUGCAGUUUUGUUUUUUCGUUAUUCGGAAUAGUCGACAUGGCCGCUAUCGCUCCGUAUUUUAUAACCCUAGCAGUGCACGGUUGGCGAACAGAGAUGAAUCUCCAAGUGACCUCGUUCAGCGUUCUUCGUAUAGUCCGUCUCUGCAGAGUCCUUCGUGUUUUUAAGCUCAGUCGCUAUAGCGACGGGCUAAAAAUCGUUGGAAAAACCUUUUCGGACACGUGGAGAACGCUGUCUUCUUUGAUGAUGUGUGUCUUAAUGGCAGUAGUUCUGUUUUCCAGCUUUUUGUAUUACUUUGAAGAAAGCAACGAAGCUAUCGGGAGUAUUGUAGAAAACUUUUACUGGGCUCUCGUCACCAUGACAACGGUUGGCUAUGGUGACAUAGUUCCCAGGACUCUGCUGGGCAAACUGACAGCAAGCGCUUGCAUGGUGUUUGGUAUAGUGCUGUUGUUGAUUUUACCUUUACCUGUGUUUGUCACACAUUUCUGCAGCCUUUAUGAAGAAAAAGCUGAUAAGAAAAGACAAAAUCAGCAAAGAGGGGCUUACGAAACUCCGACACUGCUUGAGAAGUUAAUGACAAAACGUUAGCUUUGAACAUAAAUCUAGAGAAAGGAAAUGGAACAGAAGAACUUUAUACAGUUUAAUAAAACGUCUGACAAGGUGAAUAACAAAUGCCUCCGUUCGAAAAUGCAAACUUGUAAGUCCUCUCCACACCUCCAGUGAAUAUCCAGACCACCAUCGGAUCUCACCGUGCGGCUUAACGCUUUCAUCUGACAAUGUUGCCUGGAAUGGUUUUCUUUCGAGUUGCCUGGAAUGUUCGUCUUUCUGAAAUACAGCAUAACUAGCAUAAAACCAACAGCACACUUGCACGAUGUUGUUGUUUGGCUACAGCUAAAUUUUCUUUUCUCAUUAUUUAAAUUUUGAAACCACAAUUGGGUAAAACAAAUGGCUCAAUAACCAGAAGAAAGAUAAUAAAAACAAACAAACAACAAAAACUGAAACACUCAGCCUGUUUCGUGGAAUAAAAACCACAUUACGUCAUCAUGCAAACCGCCUAUUACGUCAUCAUAAAUUUAUUCGCUCUUAGGUAGGAUAUUCAAUAAGGAAUACAGUCCUAAUAUCUUGUUUUCUUGGCACAACGUUGUCUGUCAAGGGGAGAGAAGUCUGGGGGAAAUGGAGAGGGGAGAAUUUACUCACACUUUUUACCACUGGGGCUGUGUUUGGGAACAAUUCCUCUAUCCUUUUCGCCUCUUUUGGAAGACCACUUUGUGCGUAGUUACGACUGCACUUAGUUGUACUUAAACUGACCAAGGUAGAAAUCAGGAAGGCCAUCAAAUAGCUGAAGAAUGGCAAGGCAGCAGGCAUAGAUGAGAUUCCAGCGGCAGCACUUAAAGUAGACCCAGAGAUGCUAGCUGAGAUGUUUUAUGGAUUGUUUGAGAAAAUCUGAGAAGGGGAAGAGAUCCCUUCAGAAUGGAAGGUCUCCUGAUCAAGAUCCCCAAGAAAGGAGACCUUGGCCUAUGUUCAAAUCACACUCCUGUCCGUACCCGGGAAAGCACUGAACUUAGUCAUCUUGGAAAGGUUGAGAGGACCAAUAGAUCUAAGCCUGCGAGACCAGCAAGCUGGGUCCAGGCCAGGCAGGUCACGUACCUACCAGAUCACAAAGCUACGAAAUAUAGUGGAACAGUCAAUUGAAUGGAACUCCCCCUCUGUCAAUUUGUCGACUAUGAGAAAUUCUCGACAGCCUAGAUAUGGAGACAUUACGGAAGUUGCUUUGACAUUAUGGGGUACCUAUGAAGUUCCUAAACGUGAUUCUGAACUGUUAUGAGGGAUUGUAUUGCAGAGUGGUUCAUGAAGGACAGUUGACGGAGAAGUUUGAUUUAGGGACAAGGGUGAGGCAGAGAUGCCUGCUGUCACCCUUCUUGUUCCUCUUGCGGCUAUAGACUGGAUCACGAAAUCUGUCACAAACCAGAAAAGAAAUGAGAUCCAGUGGACCUUGUGGUCCCCGUUGGACGACGUGGACUUUCAAACGAUCUAGCGCUUCUGUCACACAAACAUCGGCAGGUGAAGGAAAACAACAUCUGACCUACAUCAUACCUCAGUGCAGUAGGACUGAAACUCAAUAAACAAAAGACAAAGAUCCAAAAAAUCAAUGCAGGCACUGAUUAGCCAGUCACAUUUGAAGGUGCCAACUCAUGGAGAUCGAAAGCGAAUAAUUUAAUUGUUAAAUAGAAUUACGGCUUUUAUCUUCCACUCUAGAGUAGGAUGUUUUCUAAGUAUCAUUAGUAGAAUUCUACUA
Molecule: messenger RNA, 3815 nt
Organism: Orbicella faveolata
Lineage: Eukaryota; Metazoa; Cnidaria; Anthozoa; Scleractinia; Merulinidae
Product: potassium voltage-gated channel subfamily A member 5-like
Biological process (GO): action potential; protein homooligomerization; potassium ion transmembrane transport
Cellular component (GO): voltage-gated potassium channel complex; membrane
Molecular function (GO): delayed rectifier potassium channel activity
Source: RefSeq, a predicted model, not a curated record